This is a messenger RNA of Arachis stenosperma, 1060 nucleotides long. RefSeq names its product ras-related protein RABC1. Lineage: Eukaryota; Viridiplantae; Streptophyta; Magnoliopsida; Fabales; Fabaceae. The transcript is spliced from 6 exons. The record is from RefSeq and is a predicted model, not a curated record. The coding region runs from base 239 to 868 and encodes 209 amino acids. Gene Ontology annotation, molecular function: GTPase activity; GTP binding.
UAGUAAUUUCAGGGUGCUUGGUUGUUAAGCAAUAGGCACGUUAGCGCUUCUGGAGUAGUCGCAGUGGAAGCAAAAGGGAUAGCAUAACAUUGGAAGUCGCAAAGAAAAAGAAACUGAAACGUCAAAGUGAUCAAACUAGAUCACCGCCGAUCUGACCCUCUUUCUUCUCUUCUCUUCUUUUCCCUUGUAUUCCUAAGAUUUCGUCCUAUUUUCAAUUCUGAGCCUGAGUUUUGAAGGGAUGGAUUCGAGUUUGGGGCAGCAGGAAUUCGAUUAUCUGUUCAAAUUGUUGAUGAUUGGGGACUCUGGUGUUGGCAAGAGCAGCCUACUCCUCAGUUUCACCUCCGAUGAUUUUCAAGAUCUCUCCCCCACCAUUGGUGUUGAUUUUAAGAUCAAAUAUGUUACUAUCGGUGGUAAACAGCUCAAGCUUGCCAUUUGGGAUACUGCUGGUCAAGAGAGAUUCAGAACGCUCACAAGUUCUUACUACCGAGGGGCACAAGGGAUCAUUAUGGUUUAUGAUGUAACGCGACGGGAAACAUUUACAAAUCUUUCUGACAUAUGGGCAAAGGAAAUUGACCUCUAUUCAACAAAUCAAGACUGCAUCAAGAUGCUUGUUGGAAACAAAGUAGACAAGGAGAGUGAAAGAGUUGUGACAAAGAAAGAGGGAAUAGAAUUUGCCAGGGAAUAUGGUUGCCUGUUUACUGAAUGCAGUGCUAAAACUCGGGUCAAUGUACAACAAUGCUUUGAAGAGCUUGUUUUGAAGAUUUUGGAUACACCUAGCCUCUUAGCCGAGGGUUCUAAAGGGGUCAAGAAGAACAUUUUCAAGGAGAGGCCACCCGAAACUGAUACAUCCACGAGUAGCUGUUGCUGAUAGUAAGAAGUUAUUUCACCCGAAAGUCAAAACCUACCUUUUGAGCAUUUAAGAUCUGAGAGAGCAUAGCAAUACAUCUAUGUUCAAAAUUAGAUUGCUAACAUCUAUUGUAAUUUAGCAACGAUGGAACCAUUGUUCACUAUUUUGUCCAGAAUAUUACGAGUAAUAUGAUGAUGAGGGUUGUUGUCUACA